Messenger RNA from Hippopotamus amphibius kiboko, 387 nucleotides. Its product is annotated as dexamethasone-induced protein-like. The annotation marks the transcript as partial. NCBI's taxonomy places the organism in Eukaryota, Metazoa, Chordata, Mammalia, Artiodactyla, Hippopotamidae. The transcript has a single exon. The record is from RefSeq and is a predicted model, not a curated record.
GGCCGCCGCCGGCCUCGCCGCCCCCUGCAUGCCCGGCGCCGGGUCGCGGCCCACCUGGACGCGCUGGGCCCCCUGGUCCCCUCCGUGCCGCCGCCGCUGCUGCCCUCUAUGUUCUACGUGGGCCUGUUCUUUGUCAAUGUGCUGAUCCUAUGCUACGCCUUCCUUAUGGAGUACAUCGUCCUCAAUGUGGGCCUCGUCUUCCUGCCCGAGGACAUGGACCAGGCGCUUGUGGACCUCGGCGUGCUCUCCGAUCCCGGCUCGGGCCUCUACGAAGCCGACUUGGAGCUCGACGUCUUCGAUGGUUACUUGGAGCCUGCCCCCCUCGAAAGCUCCGUGCCAACAGAGAGGUUCCCAUCUGGACCCAGGACGGUGGGACAGAGAGAUUGA